This is a messenger RNA of Rhagoletis zephyria (snowberry fruit fly), 3897 nucleotides long. RefSeq names its product dopamine D2-like receptor (gene Dop2R). The record is from RefSeq and is a predicted model, not a curated record. Gene Ontology annotation, cellular component: plasma membrane. Gene Ontology annotation, molecular function: dopamine neurotransmitter receptor activity, coupled via Gi/Go; G protein-coupled receptor activity. Gene Ontology annotation, biological process: G protein-coupled receptor signaling pathway. Lineage: Eukaryota; Metazoa; Arthropoda; Insecta; Diptera; Tephritidae.
ACGAAGCCAACAAAAAGGAGCGGCGCAGGCGAAGUGUCGAAUGUAUUAAACUCAUUACCGGAGAUGCAAUGACCAGGCCCAAUCAUGCAUACCGGACUACGAAAUGCAAUUAGACUGUCGGUACGUCGAGCAGCCAUCAAUACAAGCAACAAGAACUACGCAGUGCGAGUAACGGCAGAGCGAUGAGUUUGCUGUAAUAACGAUUUCCUAGUAUUUCACAGCGCGCGGGGCUGUUAGAAUACAUACUUACAUAUGUAUGUAUGUAGUACGUAUAUCGUGUAUUGUAGCCUAGGGUACUUCUUACCUAAAUGUCAAACUUUGAUCUGGCAAGGAUGAAAUCGAUGCUGCUAUGGUGAUUCUGUGGAAACUUUCAGGGCAUUUCAAAGUAUUUUGGGAUAUGGACAACAAUAUAGCGUAUGGGAUUACAUUGAAAAGCUACACUCUUUAGUUCGAUUAAAAUUCUGGUGGAGUAACAAACCUACGUUUUCGGUUAUGCAAUCGGGGGCGUAAGUGAAAUACUGCACUGCUCUUAAGUAUUCUUGCCAUGAGUUUUGCAAUCAGAAGUCCAUUAAAUUUAUUAGUUGCUAUUGUGUCAUUUAGCAGAAUUUCAUCUUAUGCGCGUAUCUACAGGCGGUGGCGUAAUUUAUUUCUUUAACUGACUUUACCCUCUAGCAACAGUCAGUUUUCCGUUAUGAUGAUUAAACCGGCUAACCGAGCGCACAAAUAAAUAACAACAAAAAUAAAUAAAGUACAACGUACAAUAAUUUAGGUAAAAUGGCAUCGUUGUCGGAAAUUAACACCACAGCAGCAACGACACCCAACGACGCCAUUGACCCAGCGCCGGAAGACAACUUCCGACCAUACGAUGCCGGCAUUGGCGUCGCGUUAAAUGGCAGUGAGGACAGUGAAGACAGCGACUGGUUGAACAACCUCAUGGUGCGCAUUUGGAGUCCACUUGAAAGUUCGAACACAAAUGGGACCCAAACGACGAAUGUGUCCUCAAUGAAUUCUUCUCCUACUGAUAAUCAAACCGUCGCAUUAGCCGACAACGUCAGCAAUACGUUUUAUACAUGGACAUCCGCAUCUAGUGGGUCGGACUCCUAUUUGGAUUCCAAUGCAUCCACAGUAUUCGUUAUCACUUGUAGCUCACCGCUGGCAACAGAUACAAAGCCAACAAACGGAAAUAAAAUAGGAAAUGAAGGGGGUUGCUUCUAUGACGACAACGAAGCAAACACUGGUGUAAUGCCUAAUACUUACACCACGUCACCAAAAGUGCUGUCCGAUGUUGACCUUCGAGCAACGGAAGCUACUGGUUUCGCGGCUGGUGAAGCAGAAGACGAUAUAAAUUUUGCUUUGAUCGAUAGUGCGGAAACGGCGCUAGGCGGCGACACCGAUUAUGAGACUAUAGAAGGCUUUAAUGGUGGCAUUGUAGGCGAUGGAGUCGGGAGCAAGAUUGAGGUGAAAGUGAAUGGAGUUGAUGAGGACACAGCCAUGGUUCGGCAUUCAAUACCGUACGAAAGUUACGGCUCAACCAGAAACGAUUCGUAUUUUCCUAGUUUUGAUGGCGGUGGAACGGGCGCGUCGCCGAUCGAAAAUGGAAUAAAUGCAGUAGCAGGGGAUAAGAGUGGAAGUACAUUUAUGCUGCUGCUCGAAGACUUCGGAGAUUAUUUUUAUAAUUUUAACGGAACCGGUAGUGGUGUCGGUGACGGUGUCGGGAUUUCGGAUACACAAGCCACAUUAAGUACUUUGAAUGUCACUGAUUUAAUUAUUCGAACUAAUUGCUCAAACAUAACUGAUUUAUGUGUCGUAUCAAGUGAAGAAGUUCUUCCAAAUUAUUGGGCGCUUUUGUUAAUGGUGUUUCCUUUGGUGACAUUGUUUGGCAAUAUUUUAGUUAUUCUAUCAGUGUGCCGCGAACGAUCUCUACAAACGGUUACAAAUUAUUUUAUUGUGUCAUUAGCGAUAGCCGAUCUAUUAGUUGCUGUAGUGGUGAUGCCGUUUGCGGUUUAUGUUCUGGUGAAUAGAGGUCAUUGGGACCUACCGCCGUUUUUAUGUGAUUUUUACAUAGCUAUGGAUGUGAUAUGUUCAACGUCAUCGAUCUUCAACCUAGUGGCGAUAUCGAUAGAUCGGUAUAUUGCUGUGACGCGACCUAUAGAAUAUGCAAAACACAGAAACAGUCCACGUGUUUGCCUGACAAUCCUGCUAGCCUGGGCGAUAUCAGUGGCUAUCGGCUUGCCCAUAGUGAUGGGUCUCAACAACACGCCUGAUCGUGACCCGGGGCUGUGUCUAUUCUACAACACAAUGUUUAUCCUUUGCUCAUCACUCACCAGUUUCUACAUUCCGUGCAUCAUAAUGGUGUUUUUAUACUGGAGUAUUUUCAGGGCAUUAAGUAUCCGAGCACAAAAAGCUCGUGCUGCCCGGACGCCGCACCUCUCGGAGUUGACGGGUGGCAGUGUCAUUGAGAAUGUGGCACAGACGCGUCGACUUGCCGAAACGGCGUUGGACAGCGGAAGGCAUGCGGCCCGCAUUAUACCUGACGAGCCGGCGACGAACACAGCGUCCGGGUCGAAUGAAGAGGAGGAGGAUCCCGGAGGUGGUGCCUUUUCUCCGGAUAUCGACGACUGCCACGUCAUCGUCAAUGACAAAUCCACAGAGUUUAUGCUAGCCACCGUUGUGGAAGAGACCGGCAAUGUUGUAGCUCAGAUAAGCAGCCCUCCGCAACUUGCGGUGGCCGAUCCAAAUGGUAAUCAUGAUUCUGGUUAUGCACCCUCAAACGUUGACGAUGUCCUUGCAGGCGCAGCCGCUGAUUCAUCGCCGCCGGAUAGCCCGGAGCCUAGUGGGACGUUGAAGCGGUCAAGCGUGAGCAGCAGCCGGCGCAAUACCGCAACUGGUGAUUCACCCACCAAACGGGAGCCCGCACUCAGUGUUGCCAUGAAACCGCUGUCCUAUGUCCGCUAUGGCGUUCAAGAGGCGAUGACGCUGGCACGCAAUGACUCCACCCUCUCGGCUACAUCGAAGACAUCUUCUCGGAAAGACAAGAAAAACUCGCAAGCGUCAAGAUUCACGAUUUACAAAGUCCACAAAGCUUCGAAAAAGAAGCGCGAAAAGUCGUCCGCGAAGAAAGAACGUAAAGCCACCAAAACGCUCGCAAUCGUUCUGGGCGUAUUCCUCAUAUGCUGGCUACCAUUCUUCACUUGCAAUGUGACGGAUGCGAUCUGUGCGAUCAUGGAAAUAGACUGGCGACCAGGCGUGACCGCCUUCAUACUCACCACCUGGUUGGGCUACAUCAAUAGUUUCGUCAACCCAAUCAUCUAUACGAUCUUCAAUCAGGAAUUUCGCAAAGCAUUCAAAAAGAUAAUGCAUUUAGGGUGAUCGACGUUGGAACUUAUCGAACGAAUGUUUGCAUGGGCCAGAGCCAUUUCGCAUUAUGUUAAGCACAACCUUAUUGCUAUGAUAAAAUUUUCUACAAAUUACCAAAAAUAUUCCAUAUACAUAGUUAAAUAAAAUAUGCAAUAAUUUCGGGGUGGAUACAUUUAAGCCACUAAACGAAAGACAGCAAUUUUAUAAAAGAUAAAAACAAAUCGUACAUAUGUACAUCCGAAGGAUCAAUACUACAACUUUUAAGUACAUACAUAUAAUUAAGAUAAAAUCCUUACGAAACUAACUAAGAAUAAACUGGAAAAUACUCGUAACUAGACCGAAUUGUGAGCUUUUGCUUUAGUUUGCUACCUGCAUAUGGGGUAUUCCAUGAGUAAGUGAAUCAGUGUGUACAAUUAUAAACUUGCUUGUGAAACAUGCAAGGCUUAGGGCCGUCUUCUCAAGUAAGCUGUAACUUUAAAGCUCACUUCAUAUUUAAAGACUGCAUUAAAAUUAAUGCUUGUGCCUAAAGUAAAGCAUUUU